Cryptosporidium ubiquitum is the source of this 1821-nucleotide messenger RNA. RefSeq lists its product as uncharacterized. The record is from RefSeq and is a predicted model, not a curated record. The transcript has a single exon. NCBI's taxonomy places the organism in Eukaryota, Apicomplexa, Conoidasida, Eucoccidiorida, Cryptosporidiidae. Bases 1 to 1821 code for a protein of 606 amino acids.
AUGAAUAACAAUGAUAAUUUGAACAUCCAAGUAUGUGAGGAUGGUGACGUGUUGAGCGAUAUCUUAGUUGCUCUGGAGAAUGGGGAUAUCAGAAAUUCUAACAACCAAAAAGAAGUGUUAAAAACAAAUAAUAGAAACAAGUAUGUCAACAGAAGUGCACCCUAUUUAAGUAAUCCAUUUUUCCAUGAGCUGAUGAGAGGCAAGGAGAAUAAACUAAGUGAUCUUGACCGUGAAAUACCUACUCACUUGUUGGCAAGAAUUGCACAAAAAAGAGAAUCGGCACCUGAGUUAUGGAAGAAACUAUGGUCAGAAAAGAAGAUUUCGGAUGUAAUAAGGAAUUUUGGUGAGGAAGAGAUUUCAACUAUGGAGAAGAUUUUUGUCUCUUGCGUUGUGGGUGAAGAAACUACCAUAGUUUCUCCGGAAAAAUACUUUUCAGUUUCGGAUUGGUCAUAUUAUAUUUGGUGGUUGUUUUCAAGACGACCGGAGAUUUCAAAGAUCUCUCCAAAGCUCCCUGGCCACGUAGUGACAGCAGUAGCAUCAAUGGAGUGGAGGCUUCUACCUAAAGUAAGACCAGAUAUUUUGAGUGCGUUUAUAUCAAAAGUAAAUACAUACAAGUCCUCAAAUCCACUUCCAAAAGCAAACGAUAAAAGCAUUGCUCAAAGAGAUUAUUUCAAAAAAAUAAUGAAUGAGUUGAGAUCUGGGCUUGAAAACAACUUUAGCGAAUGGUUAUUACCUUUUCUUAGAUCAAAGAAGAUACAAAUUGAAGGUUUUGGCCAAAAUUCAACAAAGACAGGCAGUUCAAACUCAAUUAAGGGAUCUGAGCUAAUUAAAGAGUCAAUGCCUGUAGAAAAAAUCCCAAAAUUGAUUUGCCGUGAUAUUGAUAGGUCUCUUGUAAAAAAGAAAGGACAUGCAAAUUUGGUCCCUACUCAUUUAUUUCCACAUUUUAAUUCCUCUGACUGCUGUCUUCAAAACCAAAUAUAUCAGAACGUUUACAUAGAAGAAUAUUCUAAUUUAUCUUGGUCUGUGUUAAAUACAUUACCAAAGAUUGAUAUUAAGGUUGGUAUUCGAGUACAGUUUGUAUACAAGCCAGAAGGGUUUAUAGAUGAAUUAUAUUGGAUAAAUGGAGAAAUUGAGUCUAUUUCAGCUGAAACUGGAGAAAUAAUACUGAAGUCAAGCUCUUCAAAAGAAGAUAGUGCUUCUGUUUCCAUUUCAACUUCUCUUCUGAAUUUUCUCCCUCCAUCAAUUCCCACAUUUGAAAUUAAGAAAGAUUGGUGGAGACUUCUUCUUCCUGAAUCAACAAGCAACGACAUUUCUAAAGGUUCAAUAGUCGUUUAUAAAUCUAAUGGCUCAGAGCAGAAGCUCCUAGAUGGAGUUUUAGUCGAAAUUAACAAUGAUGAUACCGGAAGGAUUAUAGUUAAGAGACUAUUUGAUGGUAAAUGCGAGGAAAUUGACACAGAAGCAAUUUUGAAUCGUAUCCCAUAUGAUAUUCAUCCAUUUGAUGGGAAAUACGAUAAAGAAAGUUCACUCUCUUCAUGGACUUGGUGUAUUCCGAGACCUUUUCAAGGAGAAAAUUCAAAAGGAUCAAAGGGAAAGCUAUUGCUAUGGUUCGUUUCGGGUGAAAUUAACAUGAUCAAUGACGACCCACUUCUAUGCGUAUCUAUUCAGCCAGAUAUCCCGUUUAACCAUGGUUAUAUUUGGGGACCGCUACCUAUUACAUGCUUUAUUGAUGUUAAAACCCCGAUUGGAGGAAACAUAGAACAGGGGUGUAGCUUCCAAGACAUAGAUUCUAUUUUAGAUACACCUCUGAGCUUGCUAGUUUAA